AUGAACAUCUGCAUAGGACUGCUAUCAAACCGCAAUUCGACAGCCCAGACGUUGCCCUCUGGAGCACUCCUAAUUUUUGUAGCGCCCUACUUUACCCUAGCGAGGGCGCUGCUUGCUUGCUGCUGCAGGCAAAAGUUCCAUAUCCCUGAUGUCCCCAAAACGUAUAUGAACGCAUGUGAUAGAAGUGGAUCUCUCUGCAAUCGAAGCCAGUCCCUGCAACAGCCGCAGAACAAACCUGCAGUCCUCACUGAGCCAUCAACGUAUUUAUGGAGAUUUGGCAUAAAUGGUUUUGUAUUAAUUUGA
This is a messenger RNA of Helobdella robusta, 303 nucleotides long. RefSeq lists its product as hypothetical. The record is from RefSeq and is a predicted model, not a curated record. Bases 1 to 303 code for a protein of 100 amino acids. The transcript is spliced from 3 exons. NCBI's taxonomy places the organism in Eukaryota, Metazoa, Annelida, Clitellata, Rhynchobdellida, Glossiphoniidae.